AUGUCUCUGUGUUUGAUGCUCCAGACUAUCACUCCGCGGCUGCCUUACCAAAACCUUAAAACCCCAAACUCGCUUUUUCUUCUAAACUUGAUUGAAUCUAAGCAAUCCAAGAAGUCUUCAAGCCUCAUUGCCAUUAGUCAGUUGCAGGUAUCAGAAAGCGGCUCGGCCAACAACUGGCUUAUUGUGACUACCCAAGCGACCUACCGUAAUGUGGAAGCUAUUGCAUGCAGACAGCAAAUAAUGGCUGCUGAUGGGUGUUGGAUGCCGGAUGGAGCAACUGUGCCAGAAUUUCCUGUAAAACCUGGUGGCGUUUCAGACGGAAGCAACACGUUAAAAGCUGAUCAGGACCAAAUGCUCUCUAUGGUGAACGAAUCUUUAUCUGGCGAAUAA
This is a messenger RNA of Opisthorchis viverrini, 390 nucleotides long. RefSeq lists its product as hypothetical. The transcript is spliced from 4 exons. Lineage: Eukaryota; Metazoa; Platyhelminthes; Trematoda; Opisthorchiida; Opisthorchiidae. The record is from RefSeq and is a predicted model, not a curated record. Bases 1 to 390 code for a protein of 129 amino acids.